Rhodofomes roseus is the source of this 1940-nucleotide messenger RNA. RefSeq names its product P-loop containing nucleoside triphosphate hydrolase protein. NCBI's taxonomy places the organism in Eukaryota, Fungi, Basidiomycota, Agaricomycetes, Polyporales, Fomitopsidaceae. The coding region runs from base 411 to 1823 and encodes 470 amino acids. The transcript has 10 exons. Gene Ontology annotation, biological process: protein import into peroxisome matrix. The record is from RefSeq and is a predicted model, not a curated record. Gene Ontology annotation, molecular function: ATP binding; ATP hydrolysis activity. Gene Ontology annotation, cellular component: peroxisomal membrane; cytosol.
UAUUCGGAGUCCGUAAAGGUUCCCAGGCGGGACUGAUGUUCGUAGGGGUUUUCGGAGUUGGAACAACCUGGUUUGCCCGCGGUGUGAGUAGUCAAAUGCUGGCAAAGUUCCGCUUAUGUGUCCCAAUCAGGUUCGCAGGCACGGUUGGGCUGCGUUCAUCGUGUGGCAGUAUCGUUGUACUGGAAGAACCGCACGGCGUGCUUCUCUCGUUCCUGCUGACUGCCUGCGCAAUACUCGCGGCUAUGGAUGGCCGCCAUCAUGACAGGCCCGGGCUUCACCUCACUACGUCGCUUUCAAGUUGUGACUCGGUGAGAUACGCAGUAAGUGUACAUAUACAGCAGUGAUUACCAUUUUGAGCCUCCAGAUAACGACAUAAAGAGGGCCGGUUCAGUCGCGGCGCACCCCACGACAUGGCACACUCAUCCCAAACUACAUCGACUGCGGGUCGACCCACGACUGGCGCAUUCUAUGAGUUCUGGACACGCCAGGCGUCCGCGCAGUUGAGUGAACCUUCAGUGAUUUGCACCGAGGCACUGCGGAAACUACACCCGGACGCCGCCAUUGUUGCUUUCAGUGAUGCCUCCGGCUUCAACUUGCAAGGUCUCCCCGAUGUCAAGACCACCUCUGUCGAGCCACAGUCCAUUAGUGUGAAGACUUUCACUGCUGCUGCUCGGAAGUUAUCCCGCCAAGGUGGUGCAGCCGGAAAGAUCACAGACAGCUGGAAGUUUGCAGCGAUGAAGCUGACAUGGGAGACGGAUGAAUUCCUAUGCUACGUUGUGCAGUAUGUCUAUAGCCAUCAACGCACGCAGUUGACCACCCACUUCCUCGUGCACAACUCUGCCGACCGUUGUCACGCCCUACUGGAAGCGGCUGGCGCGUGGCAGGCGCAGUUGCACGAGGAGAUUCUCGUCUUUGAUGAAGCACUCUGGCAGAAGCAUCACGGGCUUUGGGCCGAGGUUCACAAAGCAAACUGGGCCGACGUCAUUCUGAAGGAAGAGUUCAAAGAGCAGCUCAUGGACGAUGUGGAGGGAUUCUUCGACAGCGAGGACCUAUACAAGGGUUUGGCUGUACCAUGGAAGCGAGGUAUAAUUAUCCACGGCCCGCCGGGAAACGGCAAGACCAUCACCCUCAAAGCAAUCAUGAAGACCUGUUCUGAUCGCGGGUUCGCACCGCUAUACGUCAAGUCCUUCCGGCACCAUAGAGGCGAUGAGGGCGCCAUGGUGGAGGUGUUCAACAAGGCGCGCGAGAUGGCACCCUGCGUUAUGGUGCUCGAGGAUCUCGACUCGCUAAUCACGGACAAGAAUCGGAGCUUCUUCCUGAACCAGCUUGAUGGUCUAGAGGGCAACGACGGGCUCCUACUCAUUGCAAGCACAAACCACCUCGAGAAGCUCGACGUCGCCCUGAGUGGGCGGCCGAGUCGGUUCGACCGCAAGUUUGCAUUCGACGACCCGGACGAACGGGAGCGCACUCUGUACGUGAAGUACUGGCAGAAGAAGCUCGAGAGCAACUCGGCUGUCGAGUUCUCUGAUGCACUUGUCGAGGAGCUCGUAUCCGCGACUGCCGGCUUCAGUUUCGCGUACUGCAAAGAAGUCUUUAUCUCUUCCCUUGUGCUCCUUGCGAAUCCCAAACGUGCCAUGACUUCGUCUUUCGGAGACGUAACGAAAGGGCAGAUCCAAGAUCUCCGAUUGCAGAUGGAGAAGGCCAAGGCACAGGCCGCGGCAAAUCCAUCCACCCAAGAGACCGACAACGGAACACAGGUGAUGGUUCCACGAAUUGUGAGGAUGGCCCAGGGGAUGGCCAUGGCUCAGCCCAUUGUCGGGUGAUAUUCGUAUUUCAGAUGGCCUAGUGUAGUAUCGAAGUGACUUCCUUCGUCUUGACAUAGUAGCGAUUGCAUGGUUCUAGCCUAAGUCGAAUAACGCACGCAGUCAUAUGAUGGUGCA